Messenger RNA from Striga asiatica, 1251 nucleotides. Lineage: Eukaryota; Viridiplantae; Streptophyta; Magnoliopsida; Lamiales; Orobanchaceae. The record is from the annotation of a GenBank genome assembly.
CGGACAAGAGUUUCAAAUUAUGGCGCACAAUUCCUGCGGGGAAGAUGGAAAUGCUGCGCAUUGAAUUCACACUCUUCACCUAGAUUUGUCUGGUUUUCCCCUGCUCAGCGACUUCAGAUUAAUCCGAUCCCACCAGAAGCUCUCUCUCAAUCUCAACGCGAAUCGAAAACUCCGAAGCUCAAGUCCUAUGGCGUCGUCCCUCCCAUCGACGUGUUAAAUCUGACACACAGUCGCCGCCGCAGUCCACUAUUCGACCCGUACGCAUCCGAUAGCUCCGGCUCCCCUUCCCCGCUGAUGAAAUACCUCUGCGCUGCCGAUCCUAAGUCCGAUUCCCCGCCGGCGUUCAUCACGCCGGUGAAGGUCGAGGAGGAUGUGAUCGUCAUGGACGGGAUUCCGGUAUCGAAGUCCAGUAAAGGCGGCGGCGAAUCGAGAAUGAGGUCGGCGCUGAUGUCAUCUAGCUCCUACAACAGCAAUCUCUCAGGCGGAAGGUCCAACUCAACUCCAUCGCCGUCGUCAGGCGGCGGGAGCGAGAGCAUCAAACCGCACAAGAAUAGGAUAUGUCGCUUUUGGGAGACUUGCGGGUCGUGCCAAUUUGGAUCCGAAUGCCAGGUCACUUUUGAUCCAACGGUUCUUAUUUCGUUUUCAAUAUUAAUCUACGCUGCUACCUGGUUUCACGACUCUUACUUCGUAGGAAAAAUUAAAGCGCGUUGCGUAACAACGAUGUGUGAAUAUUUCGCGCACGGCAAGGAGGAGCUGCGGCGUCCCCCUCGCUCCUCCGGCAAGAUCAAACUCGAGAUUUUCAAAUCGAGCAACAAUUUACAGGGAUCAACCCCACCAUCUUAUGGCAAAAACUGCUCUGCAAUCUGCCAAGCCAAACCAGCACCUUUAUCACCAGCAGAAGAAGCUUUUUCAUCUCCAUCAGCGCUACCAGCAAUGGCCCUCUCCCCAUCACCUGUUCAAGCCAAACAACAUUCUGAAAGUACAUUCCCCAGCAGCAAGAUCCGGGUUACUAACCCGCCUCUAUCGGACUGGAGUCCUGUAGAUGAUGGGAUUGAGGUCACUUUGCCUUUUGCUGAGAAUCCCUCAAAAGAAGAUGUGAAUGCUUACAUAGAGAAAGUGCUUUCAGGUAAGAGUUCUAAAAAGAGAUUGCCAGUGGAUAAAGCACCUUUCCUGAAAACCAAACAUAAAGCAAAUGCUAGUAUGAUUGAAAUCCAUGGUCUCCAUGAGUUAGAUGCUGAGUUUGAGGCCGAU